This is a messenger RNA of Theileria equi strain WA, 495 nucleotides long. RefSeq names its product 60S ribosomal protein L30, putative. Bases 141 to 467 code for a protein of 108 amino acids. Gene Ontology annotation, molecular function: structural constituent of ribosome; RNA binding. The transcript is spliced from 2 exons. NCBI's taxonomy places the organism in Eukaryota, Apicomplexa, Aconoidasida, Piroplasmida, Theileriidae. The record is from RefSeq and is a predicted model, not a curated record. Gene Ontology annotation, cellular component: cytosolic large ribosomal subunit.
AGUAUAAAUUUUGAUCAUACAUUUAUUUAUUUCUUUAAACAAACAACGUCCUUGUUGUAUAGAGUCGUUGUUGUCCCGUAUAUCGCCACAUAAAAUUUUCACUACAGGCUUUUGAUACUUUCAUAACAUAUUCUUUAAAGAUGGCCAAAAAGUCCAAGGCAAAGUUGGUUGAGAACGUUAACCACAGACUCCAGCUAGUUAUGAAAUCUGGAAAGGUCUGCUUGGGAUUUAAGUCUACUAAGGCCACCCUCAGAAACGGAAAGGCCUUGUUGGUUAUUUUGAGCAACAACUGCCCUCCUCUUCGUCGUUCUGAGAUCGAGUACUACGCUAUGCUUGCCAAGUGUGGAGUCCAUCACUAUACCGGUGAUAACAAUGACCUUGGCACAGCCUGCGGUAAAUACUUUAGAGUUGGAUGCAUGGCUAUAUUGGAUGCUGGUGAUUCCGAUAUUGUCCGCAGCGUCGAGUAAUUUGACACUUUAACUUGUAACCAAAUCU